UGUCUGUCACAAAUCCUUUUACUGCGGCAACAUUAAGACCACAAGUCAGUAGAAUAAAUAUGCCUGGAAGAUCGACCCCAGCCAGCAUACUAGCAGAUUCGUUCUUGGCUCCUGAAAACUAUCUUUACUUACCAGAUGUACCAAGAAUAACUCCGGACAAUAAUGAUGAAGGUCUCCAGACACUAGCAAUUUUAGCUAAAGAGAACCUUCAUCGUGAAUAUUUGAAAAUAAACUCAGCUCUCCAGAAAAAAUGUGAAUAUAUGAAGCGAAGUUUAAAUAUUGAGGACCUAAAUUAUCUGAAGCCUUCAAACAAGAAAGGAAAAGGAGAAAAUUACUGCAGGAUUAUUGAAAUCAAUCAAACACAACGUUCAAACUUAUCAGAAGGCAAAUGUUGUGUACAAUGUAGAAGUUGUGAGGCAAGCAUAAAAUGUGAAGACUGCUUUCAUUUUUUGUGUCAUAAAUGUGAUCAGCAGCAGCAUUUUGUAAUGCCUUUCCACCAGCGAUUCUGCUGGAAAAAUGGGUUCUUCGAGCCUUUAGACCCAACACAAACUGUGUGUUCAGAUGGGAAUGUCAUUCACUGGAAGCCUGUUGUACCAGCACAUCCACCUAAUUCCUGCCCGAACUGCAGUGAGAGCAAGUUCACAACUUUAAGCUCCAAUAAUUUGUGCAUCUUUGUAACUUUAAGUGGAAGGUAUGAUCUGUAUACCCCAAUAUUUAGGUGCAAGUGCGGAUAUGUAGAUGAAGAACUUGGGAAAGCCAUGCACCAGUCUGGUUUUUAUUCAACUGGAAGAAAUAGUAGCACUUUCUACAGCAUAAAUCUAUUGGAUUCCUGGCAUUUUCUCAAGAGAAGCAGCCCUGGAACUUCUCUUCAGGCAUUAGUUAGUGCACUGGAAUUAUUUGGUGCUUCUCGAGGGCGUCAUGGUCCCAUCAAUUUUGAGACAACAAAAAGAGUCUUCUUUGAAUGGCGUUUCCAUCAGUAUGAACUUGGGAGAAUAAAAGGAGAAUUUGACAAGGGGUGCCCUGCAUGUGAUACAACACCUGUGGCUGUACAUAUUGAUGGCAACAAGAAACUGUAUCGUUACAACAAAGUUGGGAGAGGGAUCAGAAACUCAUAUUAUUCUGGUGGUAUCUUCGCUUGUGACAAAGAAGUUCAAGAUCACGUUUCCACUAUUCAGAACCUUAAAACUCAAAGUAGCCAUAUGUGUGGAGUGUCGACAUUGAAAGCUGCCAAAAAUAAACCUGUUUCAUUUAGAAGUUUGGAUGAAACCGGCAUAAGCAUGGCUUCCUGUCGACAUGGAAUUAUUCUUGCUGCAUUAAAUAUGUAUCAGGGAGAGCUCUACAGUUAUGCCCACUAUUUGCAAAUGAACCGUUUACAAAAUGUGUCCUUCAUAUGCCAGGAUAUCAUCUGUAAAUACUGGCCAUGGGCCUUAAAGAUUUCAUCAAGAGAACAGAAGUUCUCACUUGGGCAAGGAAAGCCUUUUUUAGGAGUCCUACAUGCCAAAGGACAUUCUUGGUAUUGUCAGGUUUUGUAUGGAGGGCGGUGGCAAGAAGGAAGUGGCCUGACAUCUGGGGAGGAGGCAGAGCAAGUAUUUUCCUACCUUUCAAGAUAUAACAACAACACUAAGAACAUGCUUAAAGCUGAGCGUACAGAAGAACUGACAGAGGCGGCACUCUUUUGGAAUCACAGAAAAAUUAAUGGAAUGCCUCGGGCAUUAGUUGCCAGAUUCAGAAAGGCCACAGAGACAGCUGCAGCAGUUUCAAAUGAGAUUCACAGGCUUAAUGUCCCAGAAUCUGUUACUGAGAAAUGGAGAUCAGAAUUACUGAUCAUUGCAAGAUCCUUAAAUAACAGAUCCUCUGCCAAUAACAUUGAGCAUACUAUCGAGGCAUAUGGAGAGAAUAUAAGGCAUCGCAAAAAUCAGAUUACCACUUAUGCAGUUUCAUCUAAAAUGAGAGCUGAAUUGAGAAACAAAAAUGAAGUUGAGAAAAAAAAAACUACGAGAUCUCAUGAAAAUCUACAAUCACAACCAUCCGGAUUUGUCUGAAGCAGAUGUUUUAACUGGCAUCCUUCCAUGGCACAAUUUACUGCUUCAUCAAAACA
Messenger RNA from Procambarus clarkii (red swamp crayfish), 2098 nucleotides. NCBI's taxonomy places the organism in Eukaryota, Metazoa, Arthropoda, Malacostraca, Decapoda, Cambaridae. The record is from RefSeq and is a predicted model, not a curated record.